AUGUCUAUUGGUUUUGUUUCGAUAGGAAUAUCUAAAAGAUCCCAACUUCCAGGUCUCUUUUUUUGCCCUUCAUUAAUUUUUGUACUAAGUUUGGAAGACUGUCGUUUGCUUGAAUUAAAAGACUGUCGUUUGCUUGAAUUAAAAGACCUUUGUGAACUAAGCCUUUGUUCUUUAGCCGAACAAGUCGUUUCUUCAAUUGUAAUAGUAAUUUGGCAAUUAUUUUCAUUUGUAUUAUCUAGCUUGCAUUUGUCCGCAUAUAUCGUAAUGGAACAUUCGAUAAUGAGUAAUGUUCCUACUAUUAAAGUUGCCGCCGAAUCCAACCACCAAAUAUUCGGUAAAAUUAGAUAUAAUAGACUGCUUAAGAAGAUAACUGCCGUAAUUUCUAAGCAAACCAAUGAAUAUCGAGUUUCGGAUAACACUGUUGAAGAACCGAGUUUUCUAGCAAGAUAUUGUUUGGCUAACCAAAGUAACAGUGUAAUAAAUAAUGAAAUACUGGUGAUUAACAAUCCCGGAAAAGUAGUUUCUGGUCUUUUUGCAAGAAUCAAGGCAACUAUUGCGCAUGAAAGGGAAGUCAUAGCAAGUAAUAUAUGA
Molecule: messenger RNA, 591 nt
Organism: Racocetra fulgida
Lineage: Eukaryota; Fungi; Glomeromycota; Glomeromycetes; Diversisporales; Gigasporaceae
Source: the annotation of a GenBank genome assembly